AUGGCCCGGCCGCAGAUUGAGGUUCUUAAAGAUGACAUGCCCCAGAAGAUCAAGGAUUUCAUUAUCGACCAGGUCGACGACGAUCUCCUCGAGUGCAACAGCAACACCAGCCAGACGGUCAGGCUUGAACCGAUAGUCACACGAUUGAGCAAAGCUCUCAAGGACAAUUUUGGCGGAAUUUGGCAAAUUGUUAUUUUGACCGGUUCCUACUCUGCUCACUCAAGCUAUGCGCCCAACCGUCUUCUCAACUUCAAACUGGGCCGCUUCGUGGUCCUUGUGUGGCAAAGCACAACCGAUUAA
Messenger RNA from Mesocestoides corti, 300 nucleotides. The record is from the annotation of a GenBank genome assembly. NCBI's taxonomy places the organism in Eukaryota, Metazoa, Platyhelminthes, Cestoda, Cyclophyllidea, Mesocestoididae.